GUUCUGAUAUUGACUAUAGGUUAAAUUUUCCGGUAGCACAUUUAAAACUACAAGAAUGACAAAUAGCAGAAGAGGUCAACUAGGAUUUACUAAUACACACACUAGUCAUCUAAUUUAAUGUCAAUAUUCUACAAGAAGGUGUUAAAUUAGUUAGAGCUGAAUUGUGUAAAGGUUACAAAUAUAGUUUAAUGGCCUGCACCUUGUUAAAAGGGUGAUCAGAACUUUUAGCGGAUAACUCAUCUCAUUGAUUUAUAUAGUCAGCUGCCCAGAAAAAGGAUUCCUAGAUAAUUUAACUUUGUUGUUUUAUCUUAGUAUCUAAUUUUUAUCGUAGGUUCACCCAGGAUCAUCUAAAUGGCAGACUACAUCUAUGCCAUGGUUCACAGAACUCUGUACUAUCUUUGGAAAAGAUAGAGCAACCGGAAAUCUAGCAGAAAAUCUUGCUGAUGUUGUGGAAGAACUUAAUACUGAGGCUGCAGAUGAACUAUCAGUCCAGGAAGCUCAACCAGUCACACAUUCUGACGAGUCGACAAGCAUGAAGAAAAGAAAAAGAGGAAAUGCAGAUGCAUUGUUAGAGGCUGUCUAUGCUGUUUCAGACAGGCUCGCAAAUCAGUUUGAGGCUUCCACUAAACUCCUCAUCGCAGCUGAAGAAGAUAUGCGGGAGAAAAAGAAACAACUCAAUCAAGAACUUUCAAAGAUUCCAGAACUCGAAGUGCUCCAGAAACUUCAAGUUGCAAAGAGAAUAGCCAGUGAUGAAGACUUGAUGAUACUAUUUUUUGAAGCACCAGCCGCAGAAAAAACUGUUUUGCUGAAUGCUAUUCUAAACAAGGAGAUUUGAGACCAUAUUUUGUUUAUGUCAUUCCUGCACUUUUUAUUAACAUUUGACACAUUUCACCAACUAUAUUUGGUAACUAUUUGGUAACUCCAUAAAGCCAGUGUUUAAUGCUUUGAUAA
Messenger RNA from Daucus carota subsp. sativus, 951 nucleotides. RefSeq lists its product as uncharacterized. The transcript has a single exon. The record is from RefSeq and is a predicted model, not a curated record. NCBI's taxonomy places the organism in Eukaryota, Viridiplantae, Streptophyta, Magnoliopsida, Apiales, Apiaceae. The coding region runs from base 368 to 835 and encodes 155 amino acids.